AUGACAAAUGGUAAUCAAGAUAAUAACAUUAAAGAUGAUAAACAACAACAAAUUGAAUCACAACAACAAUUACCAAAUACGAAAGAAAUGUGUGGUACUCGAUGGCCAAGAGUACCAAUUAGAGUUGUAGUGGAGAAUCAUCCACAAGUCCUGGUAGAGACAGCUAACCCUCGACCACCAGUACUGCUGACAACAGCCAUUACGGAUUCACUUGAUCGCUGGGGUAGGGUUGUCACUGCUCGAGCAUUGCUGGAUCAAGGAUCCGAGAUUUCACUGGUGUCGGAGGCUCUGGCAAAUAGACUAGGACUUAGUCGAACGUCAUCACGUCUUGCUGUGGUGGGCAUUGGCCAACAUACAAUGCAGGCAAGAGGUGUGAUUGACAUUAAGGUGAUAUCGAGAGUGUCACCAUAUAAAGGUCUAGUGAAGGCAUUGGUAAUGCCAAAACUAACAGGGUUAUUACCAUCAGUUGCGAUUCCCAAGCAAUUGCGAGACAGCUGGGCCCACAUAACACAUCUUCAGCUUGCUGAUCCUGAGUUUUAUGUACCAGCUCCAAUUGAUGCUAUCUUUGGUGCUGAUGUAUACAGCACAGUACUAAAAGAUGGUGUCAAAAGAGGACCAGAGGGUCAACCAACCGCUCAGAGUACAGAGCUCGGUUGGGUUUUAUCUGGUAAUACCCUGAAUUUGGGAAAUAAUACCUCUCUCUGUACAGCAUCAAAAAAUUAUCAUCAAGGAGUUUCCUGUCAGAGAAAGGAAGAGUUGUACAUCCUUGUCAAAAGAUUUUGGCUGCAAGAAGAGCAGUUUGACACUACAGAGUCAUCAGGAUUUUCUGAUGACAUCUGUAUGAGUUAUUUCAUAUCAAAUUACGAGAGAGAUACUCAUGGUCGUUUUGUGGCAUAUUGUGAAUUCAUGACUGAGUAUGAAUCACAGGGUCACAUGGUAAAAGCAUCACCUGUUGAAGACCAUUCUAAGUGUUAUUAUUUACCACAUCACAGUGUCAUAAAAGAGUCGAGUACAUCAACAAAAUUGAGAGUUGUAUUUAAUGGUUCACAAAAAACAAAUACAGGGAAUCAUUGA
Aphidius gifuensis is the source of this 1074-nucleotide messenger RNA. RefSeq lists its product as uncharacterized. Lineage: Eukaryota; Metazoa; Arthropoda; Insecta; Hymenoptera; Braconidae. The record is from RefSeq and is a predicted model, not a curated record. The transcript is spliced from 4 exons. Bases 1 to 1074 code for a protein of 357 amino acids.